CCCAAACCCAAAAACCCCAAUACCCCAAAAAAUCACAAAUUAAACCCGAUUAAAUACCUCAAAAAAUCACAGAAAUCCGCUAAAGCCCUUAACUUGAUAAACUAACAACAAGCAUGGCUUUGAUUAAAGAUGUCUGCCGUCAAUUUCCGCUCAGGACGCCACCUUUCAAAAUUUACCGCCAAACAAACAUAACCUUGUCGAAAACAAAGCUAGACGCGCAAAACAAAACUUUCACAAUUUUUAGGAUGCAGUUCCCGGAAAAGCAACCAAAAACCAACCACACCCCUUCAACAACUUCAGAAAGAGACGUAGCAGCCCUCAAAGCAGAACUAGAAAUAGAACUCAAGAACAAAAAGCAGUGCAAUUACAAACCAUAUGAAUGCACCCAACUCACCCUCGACGGUUUCAAUUACUGCCUCAAACACAUCCUCCAAGAUAAGGCAGCCCCGUAUAGGCAAUGCUCGUACAUUUACGCCAGCAACGGGAAACGCUGUCAAUUAGCAGCCCCCAAAAUUGAAAAAAAAGACUGCGGGUACUGUAACGAACACGCAGUUAAGGUCACACUUGAAAAGAACAGACAAAACUCGAGGCUUCAACCACCACAAACUGCAGAAGUACUUAUUUAUUCCUUGGGACAUUAUUUGAAGAAACCUAGGAAUAGGACAGCAUCUGGGAGUGGUGAGGAGGCAGAGAGAGCUCUUGUUGAGGAAUCUGAGGCUAAAAGCACCAAAUGUUUAGAUCCUUUUCGUGAUAUUGACGCCAAUGCCUUGUAUAAUUCUACAUGUAACAACAUUUUGGACUUCUGUAGUGAGUCUGAUAGCGAUGUGGAGGCUUCAACAUUUGCGUCAGUCUGGCAUGAUGCACAAAAUGACAGUUCUGAUAACGAAAGUGUUGAUUCAGAACAGGAAGACGUUUUAAAGCAUGCUAAUGUGUACACAGCAGAAGAAAUCAGUUCCAUUACGAGAGAAAAGUUAAUUAAACUUCAAUCAUUAUACAUUGAGCAAUAUCGUCAUUUACAGCAUGUUUUUAAGGAAUGCAAAAGAAAAUAUGUUUAUAAUUUAAGAAGGGAAAAGGAAACUUGCUGUAACAUUUAUAACCAGAUACGUGAAAAUCCCAAAGAACAGCGGCUAUAUAAAAAACUCAAAGCGUUAAAUAAGUAUCAUAAACCACAUGGAGUUCAAGCUAUACUUCAUAAAAGAGAACAUGAUUCACGUGCUAAGAUUACAGAUGGUUUGUUUUCAAAAGCACCAGGAUACUCAAGGUGUAUGUUUACAGAAGGUGGGGUCAAAUGUGGAGAAAGAACUCUGCCUCUGGCUAGGCAUUGCAGAAAACAUAUUUUAGAGGAUCAAAAUCAAGUAUUAUUCAGACCGUGUGGUAAAAAGAGAGCGGAUGUAGAAUGUAAAACACCAGUUGAGGCCAUAUUUGAAGAUAGUUGUUGCAAUUUGCACAUGGACAUACCUCCAAUUAAAUCAUAUGCACAAUUACGGAAAAAUUCCGAAUCCGACUUUGAUGAUUCCUUCGAGUCUCCUGAAAACAUGUUGAUGGAAGCAGUGUCAGAUAAUGUGAAAACCGAAUUCAUAGAUUAUGGACCAAACUUGGAAGAAAUGAAGACGUUGCCGUCUGUUUUAUUUGAAGAAUCUAGUAUGGACGUGAGUGUUAAAAAUGAAGAAAUGGAGAAUGGCAAACCAGACGAAGAUGUACAAAUUGACGUAGAUGAUGAACCUAGUCCUGAAGGAAAAUUAGAAAUUGAUAUACCUGAUGAAGAUACCAAUGAUAUUAAAAACGAAACUGAGAGCCCAGUUAAAAUGGACGAAGACAGUUCACUAGAUAAAACACCCGUUCCAGAACCCGAAGUUACUGAUAAUGAGAAGAAGAGGGCUUUCCGCUUACAAACCCAGGUAAAAAGCAUCGAAAGACACGAUGCCGAACGCUCGGAUUUUCUUACCAUAGAAUCGGCGUUGCCCUCGAAUGAACGCAGAUUGACCAAAAGGUCUCAUAGUACUUUAAAUGCAUCCAGUAUUUCAAGGGCUCAUAGUUCAAAAUUGAUCUCAUGCGACCCCAUCACCUUACAAACCCACACCGAUGGCUCCGUCCACAUCACACGCACCCAAAAUGAGAAAGACUGCAGUCCUGAUAGGAUAAGUCUCGACAGGAGAGGUCUAACCGCCUUUCCUAUUAUUGACGGCGAAAUGAAACUCAGAUUGUUGUCAUUGCAACAUAAUUUAAUUAGCAACUUAGAAGGGCUGCAAGCCCAAAAUUUUCCUUAUUUAGUGUUUCUAGACAUUUACGACAACCAAUUAGAACAAAUGGGCUGUUUGGAUACAUUGGAUAAUCUCAGGGUGCUGCUAGUGGGGAAAAACAGGUUGCGCAAAAUUGAAGGCUUAGACACACUGAAAAAAAUCGAAGUGUUGGACUUGCAUGGGAAUCAAAUAACGCAUGUUAACGGCUUGAGUUGUCUAAAUGAGUUGAAAGUGUUGAACUUGGCAGGGAAUCAGAUUCGGUAUAUCGGCGUUGGUGAUUUCCAAGGGCUAACAUCUUUGCAAGAAUUAAACUUGAGGAGAAAUCGUCUUAAAAAGUUGCUCGGGUUCGGGGAAACCCCGAAUUUAAGCAAACUUUUCAUCAGUAAUAACGAUUUGCAAAGUGUUGAGGAUAUAAGCAGUCUGGCAAAAUCGUCGAAUUUGAAGGAGAUUUCCAUCGAUAACAAUCCCGUAUUUUUGGGGGGCGAUUGUGUUUCAUUUUUGGUUUCUUACCUCCCUCAAUUGAACAAAUUGAAUUCGAUGCAAAUUACCGACCAAGUGCGGAAAGCAGCAAUGGCCUGGCGACGCAAUAAAGAGUCCACAAAUUCGGCUUUUAUGGACUUGACUAGCGAUGUGUGUUUGAAUGUUCGUCGAGAGGAGAUUAUUUCUAAUGCCCGAACCAAUUGGGAACUCCUCCGUUCCCAAACCAAGUGUCUAACAGCAAAAACCUCGAGUAAUUUAUCAAAAAAUGUGAACCUGUCUUUAGAUUCCGACUUGAUUUUGACUUCUUUUGGAAAAACCAAAGCAAAAACUUACGCCAGUAUUACAACCAAAGUGCCUCUUUUUACAAAUAAGAAAUUAAUAAGAACCAGUUCGCAAGACACCGACAAUUCGCAUUCGUCAUCAAACGCAUCAAGUAACGAAUUUAUAAGACUACCCCCGAUUUUGGUCCCCAUUAUCAAAAAAAUGGAACAGAAAAGUGAAGCAAGCUCGAAAGAAAACAGCAUUAAAUUAUCCGGAAGUCUCUCAAGCAUCGGCCCGAAUGUCGACAGCUCGGUUAGUUCUUUAGGAAGUGAAAAUGAAACGACUGAAAGUUCCGAAACGGAAGUAGAAUCCGAGCCUGAGGAACAACCAAAGCUGGAGAAAGAAGAGAAACAAGAAGAAGUGGCAUCGCCUAGACCGGUUGUAACCGAAAAAGAGGAACCGAAAAAUGUGUGCGUUAUUGAAACCGCAAGUACCGGUUCUACGAAUACUGCCCCCAGCACGUCAAGUAGCGACCAGUCGUCUAAAGUUGAAAAAACGAGGAAUAUCAAAAGUGCAGUAAAUAGUCGGACGGUGGCGUCGAGGUGGCAUAACAGGGCUGCAACUGCAAAACCGAAAAAACAAUCGCCGUCGGUUAUAACCGGGGGGAAGGAUAGAGAGCAAGGGGGCGACUAUCUCAUCGAAAUCUGCGGCAGAUAUUUAAACAUUUACGGUCAAUGUGCCUUACGUUUUAUCGACCGUCCCUGGAACUCGUCAAAAGCCAACGAUGUCAAUACUGUCAAAUUCAAUUACGUUAAUUUCAACGGAAUCACCGGGAUUCUAAACAAACUAAAACUGCGAUUUCCCAACAUCGAUAAUUUUUUCUUUAAAGAGAACAACAUCCAUUGUUUGGGCCAAAUCAAUGCUCUUGCAGAAGUCCAAGGAUUAAUUUCACUCAACAUCGAUCCUGAGGGGAAUCCCAUCACGCAAAAAAACUGGCGCAGCUAUGCGAUUUACAGACUUUCCCAUUGGGGGCUGUCGGUGAUCAACGAAGUCGAGGUGACUGACGAAGAAGUGAAAAAAGCCAAUGAGGAGUAUCAAAGUUUGAGCGAUUUGGUUCUGUGGUCGUUGCCGGAUGUCCUCUUGCAGCCCCUUUUAGUCCGGUUGAGACUCGAUGUGAGUUAUGGGGUGUCGGAACACAAUGCGAAAAAGUGGCUUCUGGCGGCUGAUCCCGAUUUGAGAAGUGUUGUGAGUAAAGAGGCGUUGCAAUGGAAGAAAGGAUGUGGGGAGGAUGUUGCGGUUAGGCAGAAAGCGAAGCAAUACAUUUCGCAGUUGUUGGAAGAAAUGGGGAAUUCGGUGAAUAAAUUGCGAUUGUUAGAUAAGAAGUGGCCUUCGAUUUUGCACGAAUUUGUGCGAAAUGCCCUUCUGGACUAUUCACAGUUAGACAUGUACAUGAAACAAAAAAUCUUAGAACUGAAGUAGUCUGUUUUUUCUUUAAAUGGAAAUUACCAAGUCAAAA
This is a messenger RNA of Tribolium madens (black flour beetle), 4497 nucleotides long. RefSeq lists its product as uncharacterized. The transcript is spliced from 13 exons. The record is from RefSeq and is a predicted model, not a curated record. Gene Ontology annotation, cellular component: NSL complex. Gene Ontology annotation, molecular function: protein binding. Lineage: Eukaryota; Metazoa; Arthropoda; Insecta; Coleoptera; Tenebrionidae. Bases 114 to 4460 code for a protein of 1448 amino acids.